AAAACGAGUCGGCCUCGGCCUCUUCACGAUAUCAUGAGCGACAACUCAACAUUCGCCUCAAGCGUGACAGCUUUGGAAGGGCUGAACAUACGCGAAGCCGAGCCAGAGUCCAGAAAGCCAUACCGAUACCAGCCGCUCCCGACACUGACGUCCAUCAGAGUGCUGAAGCUUAGAGGGAGAGACGAGGAUGGAACACCACAAGUGACGCUGGACGUUGUCGACCUGGACCAUGACCCCUUCUUCUACGCCCUGUCGUACACCUGGGGCAACCCUCACGCCAGUGGAGUUGACUUCACGGCGCACUUCAAUGCCGUCAACGCCGAGUACAGCGUGGCCCAAACCACGGCUGUUCUUUGUGAUGGAAAGCUGCUGAGAGUGCAAAGGAACUUACUCGAUGUCCUGGGCGAACUUCAGCAGCUCCAGACUGCGGCUCGAGGGCAUGAUCAAGUUGAACAUGCAGCCUCCGAAACAAAUUCCCCAAUCAACAUUGCAGACGGCGAACUGGUCAUCUGGAUCGACGCGAUCUGCAUCAACCAAAACGACAUGGAGGAGCGAGCGCUGCAAGUCAGAAUCAUGGAUAAGGUCUACUCGAAAGCUGCAUACACCAUCAUCUGGCUAGGCCGCUCCGAUGAGUACACGGCUGCCGCGGUCCAGACAAUCAGAAGAGUGUCAGCCUACCCGAGAAACGUCUUUGCCCAGAGCGAAGUGAUCCCUUUCCGGGGCCAGGACCCGGACGUCUACGCCAAAAGCAACCUCCAGUACACGGACUGGAUGGACUGGUGCAGUCUGGCUGCCCUCCUCAAGCGGCAGUGGUUUUCGCGCCUGUGGAUCAUACAGGAAACCAUCCUCUCGCGGAAUCUCGUCCUGCUCUGCGGCAAGCACCUGUUCUCGUGGACGACCCUCGUGAAGGCUGCCCGCAAUAUCGAUGCCCGUUGUCGGGUACUGGGAUGGAGCCCAAGCACCGUGUUCAUUGAUAUCCACGAGAUCGCCGUGCCCCUCGAGAACAAUGUGCUGAGCCUGGCCGAGUGGAGGGACCACCUCCAGACGACCAACACACAAGAACCCUCCGACGCGUUGCGCUUCACCCUCGAAGAGCUCGUCUACGCCACGUGGGUGUUCAAGUCAACCGACCCGCGCGACAAGAUCUACGGCAUCCUGGGGCUCGUCGACGACCAAGUGCGCGCGGCCUGGGACAUUGACUACCACAGCCCCCCCAUCCAAGUCUUUGCCGCCGCCACCCGUCGCCUCAUCGAGCACAGCGGGUCCCUCAAGAUUUUCUCGUGCGUGCAGGACGCGUCCAAGCGCACCAUUGACACGUACCCGUCCUGGGUGCCCGACUACAGCCUGCCCUACUUCAACAUGAUGUGCAAUGGCGGCUCGUUCGCGGCCGCCGGCAAGCUAACACACCAACCCCCGCAACUCGUCCCCUCCUCCCCAUCAUGGUCCCGCCUGCGGGUGCGAGGCCACAUCUUCGACACCAUCGUCGAGACGGGCAACGACAGGACAGACCACGUAAACAGCGCCGUGCUGCUGGACCCGUCGUGGUUCGAGCUGGCGCUACUCCUCAAGACACCCUACCCGGGUACCACACCAAAGCAGCGGCGCACCGAAGUCCUCUGGCGCACGCUCUGCGCCGACCAGGACGCCACCUCGACCGUCAGCCCGGCGCCCGCCCGGUUCGGCGCCCUGUUCAAGGAGUUUGUCUGCGCCAUGGUGGUGGUGCGGGCCGAGCUCGAGGCGGAAGAGGUCGCCGCCUACCCGGACUCGGCGGCGCCGGACUGUGCGACCUCAUUUGCGCAUGCGAUGCGGAGAGCCAAAGAUAUUUGGGCCGAGGUCGGCUGGGAUCGGCGCGGUCCUGAAUAUAUCAGGGACAAGACCAACUCUAAGCGGUUCCUUGCCCGGCCCGAGUUUGGGUGGCUGGUGCAUACCCUGAUCAAGCUGCAGGCGUUGGCGUUGACCGAGGAGGGCGGGGAGGAGGCGGAUACGCCGAGCUGGGAGGAGUUGGAGCGGUUCGUUGAGAAGCCGAGCUGGGUCAUGAGGGUGAAGAGGGGGGAGGAGAGGAAGUUGGUGCAGCCCAACGAUGCUGCGUUUAUGAAUUCGUUCAAACGACGGUAUGUGAAGAGGAAGCUGUUCUACACCAGGAAAGGCUAUCUCGGCCUUGGUCCUGCGUCGGCUGCCGUGGGCGACAUCGUGUGUAUUCUGCCCGGGGCGGUUGCCCCAUUUGUGUGUCGGGAGGAUCACGACGGCGGUGUCGAGCUGGAGGACUGUAGCAGUGCCACCAUGGAUUUGGAAGUCCAGGAGGAAAGGCCGGUGGAGAGGCUGAGGCUUGUCGGCGAAUGCUACGUCCAUGGGAUUAUGCAGGGCGAGGCUCUUGACUUAGAAGAUUUUGGACUGAAGGACAUUGAAUUUGUCUAGUUUCGUACCAAACGGGAGGUUUAAGUAUUGGGCCAGACGAGCUGCUGUUAACAGGGAUUUCGGUAGCUUUCACCAAGCCCGCCUCCGAGCAAACGAGUGUUGAGACGGUCGUUCUCGGGAAGCCACUGCAGGAAGAAGCUGGAGUUGCGUGUAAGCAAACUUCCUGAUUGGCUUGCUUGCCAAGACUUGCCCAUUACAGGUCAUUGACG
This is a messenger RNA of Parathielavia appendiculata, 2624 nucleotides long. RefSeq lists its product as uncharacterized. Bases 34 to 2415 code for a protein of 793 amino acids. The transcript has a single exon. Lineage: Eukaryota; Fungi; Ascomycota; Sordariomycetes; Sordariales; Chaetomiaceae. The record is from RefSeq and is a predicted model, not a curated record.